AUGAUUGGUUUAAAGAGGACAACGUCAUACAUUGUUGAUGGUGUAUUGGCUCGCUCCAUCUCCUCCGCAUCAUCAAUGAUGUUGUUAAACAUUCGCAACAAUAAUAAUAUAGUAGCAGUCAAUGCAACAAGACAAUAUAGUAACAAUAACAACAACAACAGCAAUGACAUGUAUACAUCAGCGAAUGGAGAGCCAGACACAAAGUCAUCGUCCACUCCUGACUAUGAAUCAAUCUUUACACGUCUUUUUGGAAAGAUUAGAACAGACCCAAAGGAUAACUCAAAUACUUUUAUUCAACAGAAGCAGACAAUGCAGCAACAACAACAACAACAAAAUGAUGAUGAUUUGGAUCUCAUGGACCAGUUUGAAGAGCCAAUCUUUACUGCUGAGAAAGAGGACAAGAGGCAAAGAACACCGAAUAGUAUCGAGGAGCAACUUAAAUCGCUGGCAAAUUCGGCCCCAAGAAGGUCUGCAGCAGAAAUCCUCCGUGAUGUCAAGCUUAACUUGGACGACUAUAAAGUCGAUGCGAGUGGCAGGACAGGCCGAUCGAGGUCGGGUGGCUACACCAACGAUUCAAACGCAUAUAUGCAACCUGCACCCUUGGAGGACUACUAUGGCUUCAUCAAGAAGUACAACGAUAUGCUGGACGAAUGCAACGAGAAACACUCCAAGCCUCUUUACCAACAGGUGUGUCUGUGUAUUGAGCGUGUUCCACGCCAACUUGACCCUGCUCAGCUGGAGAACGCUAUUCACAAGGACUUCCCCUACAAGAUCGACGCCAUGUUCUGGGACUUUGUCCAAGACAAUGCCCCAGGUGGAGACUUCACCUCUAUUCUCUGUGCCAUUCGUUACAACACCUUGACGGACUUUGACGAUGUCAUUCAACACUCGACUGUGUCCCCGUCACCAUUGGAUGCAGACUCGAUGGACGAGAAGACCAAGCUGCUGCUCAACGACUCCAAGCCAGAGGCCAUCGUGGAGAAGUUUGGACUCUAUGGUCUAUUCACACAGGGCAUCAGAUACAAGGUCAUUGGAGCAAUGACAGUGUUGAAGCUGAAGGGCAUCCCCAACAGUGUCGACGAGGAGGGUUUGAGACAAGAGCUGGAUCAACACUUGACCUUGCGCGGCGGCUUCAAGCUGCACCUUCAAAAGGCAAAGAAGACGGCGAAUCUGGCAGUCAGCGAGCACAAUGGAACAUGCUACAUGUCCUUUGACAGCCACAUUGAUGCUUUGGAGUGCUACCGACGUCUGCACCAAGUGCAACUGUUUGAUAAACCUAGUCGUAUGUCAUGGAGCAGGAAGUUGUUCACCGACAAUUCCGACCAGGCUCAUCUCAUGGCCAAACUAUCACAUGCCAAAGCGAAACAAUAUGGUGAUCUACAAUUGAUGAAGAAGGUUAUCGAUCUAACAAGUCAACUCAAAGAGUUACAAGAAGAGAGAGAAAAGUAUAAAUCAUCAAAGUCUCGAAGAUAA
Acytostelium subglobosum LB1 is the source of this 1473-nucleotide messenger RNA. RefSeq lists its product as hypothetical. The coding region runs from base 1 to 1473 and encodes 490 amino acids. The record is from RefSeq and is a predicted model, not a curated record. Lineage: Eukaryota; Evosea; Eumycetozoa; Acytosteliales; Acytosteliaceae. The transcript is spliced from 3 exons. Gene Ontology annotation, molecular function: nucleic acid binding.